Anthostomella pinea is the source of this 2109-nucleotide messenger RNA. Lineage: Eukaryota; Fungi; Ascomycota; Sordariomycetes; Xylariales; Xylariaceae. The record is from the annotation of a GenBank genome assembly.
AUGGAGAUGUUACCCGAGCCCAUGUCGCCUGUGACGUACGAGCGGACCUAUGGCGGAAACCGGGCCUUUCACAACUUCUUCAACGAUUUCAACCACAUACAAGACCCGAAUCUAAGGCGGCGACUCGCGCUCUCGGAAAUCGACAAGAUCCCGUUCGGAUGGUACCAUGUGCGAGCUGUGCUUGUAGCCGGUAUCGGGUUUUUCUUGGACUCAUACGACAUAUUCGCCAUCAACCUUGUCACGGCUUUACUCGGUGUGGUCUUCUGGCAUGGGUCCCCUGAGGACGCGAGCAAUGGCUAUGGAGGAAACCAUGGGCUGUUACCGACGCCUGUGAGCCAGACAUUGAAGGCUUCGACCAGCGCAGGAAUUAUCAUAGGCCAGAUAUUGUUCGGCUGGAUGGCCGACAAGUACGGACGACGAAAAAUGUACGGGAUAGAGUUGGGAAUCAUCGUGUUCUCCACACUGUCGUGCUGUCUCGUCGGUGCGAGCCAUGCUGUAAGCUUUACAGGUCUGAUGACUUUUUGGAGAGUCAUUAUGGGCAUCGGUAUAGGAGGUGACUAUCCUCUGAGUUCUGUCAUAACCUCCGAGUUCGCGCCGACACGAUGGCGAGGAGCAAUGAUGGCUGCUGUGUUCUCCAUGCAGGGCAUUGGACAGCUGAUGGCGGCAGUGGUGGCACUCGUCGUCACGGUGUCUUUCAAGGAGGCAUUUGGCAAUGCACCCGGCGUCGACCAAUGCGACUUGGUAUGUCAAAUGGCUGCAGACAGGUGUUGGCGCAUCAUUAUUGGACUUGGAGCUUUACCAGCAUGUUUCGCUCUGUACUACCGCAUCACGAUCCCCGAGACACCGAGAUAUACCUUCGAAGUUGCCAGAGACGUCGAGAAAGCGACUGCUGAUAUCAAAGCGUAUAUGGCAAGUCAAUCGGAGGGGGAAGUGGACGAGGUUACUCAAGCACGGAUGAAGAAAGUCGCCUCGCCAGCACUCAAUAUCCCAGCCGCCUCGUGGGAUGACCUCCACUCAUAUUUCUCGAAAUGGACCAAUGCUAAGGUCCUACUCGGGACAACGAUGUCUUGGUUCUUCCUCGAUCUGGCUUUCUACGGCCUGGGUUUGAAUAAUCAAAUAGUACUGCAAGCUAUUGGCUACGCGAACGGCGACUCGCUUUAUCACAUUCUAUACAACGGUGCCGUCGGCACUAUCAUACUAGUCGUUGCGGGAUCCCUGCCAGGCUACUGGACGGCUAUUUUCUUGAUCGAUACGAUCGGCCGCAAGACACUCCAGAUCCUCGGGUUCAUUGUCCUCACCAUUACAUUCUCCGUCCUGGGAUUCUGCUACAACAGACUCAGUCAGGGGUCCCUACUGGCUCUAUAUGUCAUUGCUAAUUACUUCUUCAACUUCGGGCCGAACACUACCACAUUUAUCAUCCCUGGAGAAUGUUUCCCGACACGCUACCGCUCAUCGGGCCACGGUCUGUCCGCCGCCAUGGGCAAAGUGGGCGCCAUCGUGGCACAAGUGAUCUCGCUCCCCCUCCUGACCAAAGACGCACCAUCGCCAUGUAGCGGCAGCGACUGCUCGCCAUGGCUCGACCGGCUCAUGCAGAUAUUUGCCCUAUUCAUGCUCUGCGGCACAUUCACCAGUUUCCUGGUGCCCGAAACAAAAGGCUACACCCUCGAGGAGCUGGCCGGAGAGGCGCCAACCUCGUACAACUCCGGCCGCAACGGCAGCAUCAUCGAGAAGCCGAAGGCGUGGUGGAACCCGUUUGGCGGCGGCCAGCCCGCGGGCUUCUUCUACCCGCGGUCUGCGCAGGGCAGCUUUGGAGGGUCCGGCGGUCGCGUGGGGAUCAUGACGAGCCCGGAGCUGGCGGCGCAGAACGCGACGGAGAGGAAGAACAGCCGGUGGUGGAAACGCGGCCGUCGGUAUCCGUGUCAUGAUGGGGCAGGGUAUGCUGACAGCACGAGCUCGACUGCUGGGAUCGCGAGAACGGUCGAUUCCACGGUUGCGAAUGCCGGCGUGCUGCCGGGCUGGGGCGCUGGCUGGGGACGGAUAGACCGCGGGGGAAAUUCCCUUGCGAUGGAGAACAUUCGUUUACAGGAUGUGGGGAGUCUGCUGAGGUGA